AUGAGAUACAGAGAUAUUAAUAUGAUGUUAAUCAACUUUGUAUUUGUAAUACUUUGUUUAAUAGUAAGUUCUAUUAAUGUUUCAACAACACAGAAUAGUGCAACUGUAUCAUUCUCGACGCAAUACCCUUCGGUAUUAUUUAGCGUGUCGGUUGCUAACAGUGGCAUGGGAGCAGUGUCAAACUGUCAGAAUGUACCUGCUGGAAACUGCUUGAUUCAGGGGUUAGGUGCACCGGGCCAAUACAACGUCACUGUCAACUCUACAUCUGCUGGAUUCGGAGUACCUUCAUACACUGCAUCGAUCAUGGUCACACUGUACAAUGCACUUCAAAACCCAAUUAUCAGCUCAGUCUCUUAUACUGACAGGAUUGUAUUGAACUUUUACUCGGGUGGCAGUAUUGCCUUGACACGGUACACAGCCGAACGAAACGGUGUGGCUAUAUGCCAAGACAUCCCAGAUAAUACAUGUGAAAACACUGGGUUGAGUCCUGGCACUCCCUAUCAUUUCCAAGUACAGUCGAGGACUAUCUACCCGACUGGAGGUGGUUCUGUAUCGGCUGCUAUCGACUACUUUGUAUGGACAAUGCCACCUGCACCAUCUGGAACCAGUAUCAACGCAUCACGACCACAAGUCAAUGCCAUUACUGUCAACUGGGCAGAAAGCACACAAGGUGUACCAGGUGCCAACAAAUACUUUAUCCAACUGUACAACAGUCUCAGUCCCAACUCUCUCUACCAACCGGGUGAAUGUCAAAAUGUAACUGGUACAAGUUGCACCAUCAACAAUCUCAUCUCUGGUGCUGUCUACAACAUGACCAUCAUCACUCGUAACGCCAACUAUACCCAAGUCAAAUCCAUCCCCUACUUGGUAUCAACUCUUCCUCAACCAAAUUUUACUUGUAAUAAUAAUUGUUCAUCAAAUGGUGAUUGUAUUUUAGGAACAUGUAAUUGUUAUCCAGGAUGGAAUGGAAUUGAAUGUCAAACAAAUAUGAAUAUUUCAAGUCAAGAACAAAAGAAUACAACUGUUAAUAGUACAUGGAUUCAUAUUGAUUCGGAUAGUGCAGCUUUUAGAUUUGAUCUUGGUGAUUUGAUUGAAAGGGAUAUUGACGGAAACGCUGUAAAGAGUAUAUCGUUGGCAUCGCUCAAUUGGACAUUCUCACCAGUCAAGAAAACCAAUGUAACUGAACCAAUCCACCAAACACCAUUCCAAAUGAAACAAUGGAGUUAUGAAGCACCUACUGUCAACAAUUAUUUCUUUGGUAUCAAUAUUACAUUUACUCAAAUUGCCUAUUUGAACAAUAGUAAUCAAUUAUCAGAUACCUUUCCAAUUCCAUUUAUCAAUGGUACAAAUAUUUCUCUUAAAGUUGGUUCAGUUAAAUAUUCAAUUUCAAUCUCACAAUGGUUAUUUGAAAAUUUAAUAAAUACAUUGGAAUUAUCGUCACAAGUUAAAUUAUCGAAUCUAAAUUCAACUACACCAUUGUGUAUUUCACCAAUCAAGAAUAUAACAUCAAACUCUGUUGGUGAUAUUGAGGCUGCUGUUUCAAUAUUUGAUGAUGGUAAGGUGGCCUAUGCUAGAAUGCCAAAUCGUGCGAUCAUUGAUAAAUUCCCAAUCGUUCUAAGAAACACAUUGAUUCAAAAUACAAUUUCAAAUGGUACCAUUCAAAUCAUCUCCUCUAUUCCUCAUUUCUUUUCAAAUGCUUUAAUUGAUCCUGAUUUUUCAUUAUUAAUUAAUGGUAAGGAUGAAUCAUCAAGUCAGGAUGAUUGUAAUAGUCAAGAGAAUGGGGAUGAUGAGAAAAAUGAAAAUUGGAAAAAGAUUACAAUUGGAGUUGUAGUUGGUGUUGUUGGAGCUGCUGCAGUGGCGAUUGUAGUUGCCAUUAUCAUAAAAAAGAAUGGUCAUCAAUUUAGACUUUACACUUAUAAAUUAAAAGGUCAUGCAACUACAUAA
This is a messenger RNA of Cavenderia fasciculata, 1944 nucleotides long. RefSeq lists its product as uncharacterized. NCBI's taxonomy places the organism in Eukaryota, Evosea, Eumycetozoa, Acytosteliales, Cavenderiaceae. Gene Ontology annotation, molecular function: protein binding. The transcript has 5 exons. Bases 1 to 1944 code for a protein of 647 amino acids. The record is from RefSeq and is a predicted model, not a curated record.